AAAGUCUUUACCUUAAGUUCGAAAAGCCAAACGGCCAGUGGUACUACUAAAAUUGCAUGGCAACCUCAACAGGGAAAUUACCUAGCAACCACAACAGUCCAUUCUGUUGAUAUUUAUGAUCGUCAUGGAGAAGUGAAAGAAGAAGUCAGUUUACCCGGUGCUUGUGCUGGUAUAUCGUGGGAUAAAGAUGGCGAUAAUUUGGCUAUCAUACAAGAUAAAUCGGGAGUUAUUUUCUUAUGGGAUGCAAAUUCGCGUAAAAUCAGUAAAGUUGACAGCGGUUUAAAGGACUCAUUAACUUUUGUUUCCUGGUCUUCCGUAGCGGAUUCCCUAGCUAUUGGAACUAAUAAGGGCAAUUUAUUAAUUUAUAAUCAUCAAACAUCAAGGAAAAUUCCAAUCCUGGGAAAGCAUUCUAAAAAGAUUACAUGUGGUGCUUGGAAUUCAAAUAAUCUUAUCGCCCUAGGCUCCGAAGAUAAGACUAUCACUAUCAGCAAUGUUGACGGAGAUACAAUUCGACAGCCUGCAAUUCGAGGGGAGCCAUCAAAUAUACAAUUUUCGACAAUGAAAACAGAUGAAAGGAAAAGUAACACCGAGGAAACUACGGUUAGUGUCAUCAUUGCUAAAAAGACACUAUUUCUGUUCAAUAUUGAUGAUCCAGAUAAUCCCAUUGAGUUGGCUUUUCAGCCGAGAUACGGAAACAUUGUCUCCUAUCGAUGGUAUGGUGAUGGCUACAUUAUGAUUGGGUUCUCAAAUGGCUACCUUGUGGUUAUUUCUACCCAUAUGAAGGAAAUUGGACAGGAAUUAUUUCAAACCCGAGAUUUUAAAGAUUAUCUUGGCUCAGUUAGUAUCUCAUUUUCUCUUGGUAAAGCAGCCUCAUGCGGUGAUUCCAGUGUUAAAAUUCACGAUAUAUCUGACUUGAAGGAAAUUUACGGAGUCAUUUCUCUUGAAGAUGAAAAAGAUAACUUGAUGAAAUUAGAAUGGACCGAUGAUGGCCAAUUGCUUGCCAUAGCUACACAAAAGGGUAAUGUUCAUGUUCACCUAACAAGACUUCCGGUACUUGGCUGUGGUUAUGAGAUGCGUCUAGCUUAUUUAACAUCGCUAUUAGAAGUAACAGUGCUACCUAAUUUUCAUGAGGAAGAAAACUCUUUAAAAAUCGAUAUUGAAGUCGAGCCUUCCUUUAUAGCCUUAGGUCCAUACCAUUUAGCUGUUGGUAUGAAUAAUCGAGUCUGGUUUUACUAUUUCGAAGAGUCUGGUCCCCAAAAACUUAAUGAGAAAGAUUAUUUGGGUACAGUCAGUACUAUUCGCCUUAAUUCUGAUUAUGCUGCUGCCAUGCUUAAAAACAAAAUUCAACUACAUUUGAUUGAAACAGAUGAAAGUGGUUUAGGGCAUGACCGAGAGACUAAACUUUUCCCUGAGGAAGAUGAUAAAACUGUCAUCACAUGCUAUGAUUUAACAAAAAAUUUUCUUAUCUAUGGCAGUGAUGCUGGUAAUAUUCAAUACUUUUAUAUCGAAGAUUGGAAAUUUGUUAACGAAUAUCGCCAUGGAAUCGGCAUACGCAAAGUUUGCUGUAAUCCAUCAGAAACCAUACUUAUUUAUAUUGAUGAUAAGAAUGAUGGCUUUAUUUAUAAUCCGAUCAAUGACGCAACAGUCGAUAUCCCAGAUUUCUCUCCAACCGUUAAAGGCGUACUCUGGGAAAGCUGGCCCAGCGAUAAAGGAGUGUUUUGCACCUACGACGAUCAAAACGUGUAUACUUAUAUUUAUUGGAGCGACAGUAUCUUUGGCCCUGAAUGUAAAUUAAUUGGCAAAACCAAGCUACCAUUCAAUCAGGUGCCAUUUCUUUUGUAUGAUGGGGAAGUAAUAUGCCAAACACAGAAUGGCAAGACAGCCAGGGUGGUUUUGACUACCCAUAGCCGAUUCAGUAGAUUGGAUGAACUAGUGGAAGAAGAAUUAAGAAUUGCCCUUACCCAAUGCCUCUCUCUUAGACGUUUCAAAGAUGCUUGGAAUAUUGCUACCCAGCUAAGUCAGAAACAGUUCUGGAUAGAAAUUGGUAAAGCAGCGCUUCAGAAUUUAGAAAUUGAGGAAGCUGUACGUGUCUAUCGUCAUCUGAAAGAUGUUGGGAUGGUCCUGUCGUUAGAGAGUGUAAAAAAUGUUGAGAAUAAAUAUUUACUCGCUGGGCACAUGGCACUAUUCUUAGAAGAAUAUAAUCUUGCCCAAGAUCUCUUUUUAACAUCAAAUAAUCCCAAAGUGGCUUUAGAGAUGCGAUGUGAUUUACAUCACUGGGAUCAGGCAUUGCAAUUGGCCAAAAACUUUUCGCAGGAAGAAGUCGCUUACAUAUCCAAGGAAUACGCGCAACAAUUAGAAUUCAUGGGCGAUUAUCCGAAUGCACUAGUUAACUACGAGAACGGAUUAACAAACGAUAAUGAGAAAAGUGAAGAUAAUGCUAUUUGUACUGCUGGUGUAGCAAGAAUGGCUAUCCGUGUAGGAGAUAUCCGAAGGGGCGUUGGUAUAGCUGCAAAAUCAGGAAAUCGUCAAUUAUGUCGAGAAUGCGCAACUGUGCUAGAAGGAAUGAAACAAUUUCCUGAGGCUGCAGCUUUAUAUGAGAAAGGCCAAUACUUCGAUAAAGCUGCUACCAUCUAUAUUAGAACCAAGAACUGGGCUAAAGUGGGAGAAUUACUUCCUGAAGUUUCUUCUCUUAAAAUCCAUGCUCAGUAUGCUAAGGCCAAGGAAGCUGAUGGUAAAUAUAGCGAUGCAGUUCGCGCUUAUGAAAAUGCCAAAGACUUUGAUAGCGUUAUCAGAAUCAAUUUAGAGCAUUUACAGAAGCCAGAAGAAGCAGUUAGGAUAGUCCGAGAGACUCAUUCUGUCGAAGGUGCUAAAAUGGUAGCAUUAUUUUUUCAAAAACUUGGAGAUUUUGCUUCAGCAAUUCAAUUUCUUAUUAUGUCCAAGUGUACAAACGAAGCUUUCCAACUAGCAACGACGCAUGAUCAAAUGGAACUAUAUGCCGAAAUAAUAGGAGACGAUGCUAGUAGCGAAGAAUACGAGAGCAUAGCUCUAUAUUUUGAAAAUAGAAAAUAUUAUUUCUUAGCUGGUAAAUUCUUCUUGAAGGCCACAAAAUAUGUCAAGGCAUUGAAGUACUUUUUGCGUACUCAACCACCUGGCGAAGGAAAUAAAAGCAUUGACAUGGCAAUUGAAACUGUUGGUCGCGCUCAAGAUGAAGCAUUAACUCAUCAAUUAAUUGAUUACCUAAUGGGCGAAGUAGAUGGUGUACCUAAAGAUGCCACCUAUUUGUUUCGAUUAUAUAUGGCUCUUCGCCAGUAUCGUGAAGCUGCUAGAACAGCAAUUAUUAUUGCUAGAGAAGAACAAACCCAAGGCAAUUACAGAGUUGCUCAUGAUCUGCUAUUUAGCAUGUGUCAAGAAUUACGCAAGCAAAAAAUUAAGAUACCUUCGGAAAUGUCUCAGAAUCUUAUGAUUUUACAUAGUUAUAUAUUAGUCAAGAUGCAUGUAAAACGGGGCGAUCAUGUGAAAGCAGCCAGAAUGCUAAUUAGAGUAGCAAAUAAUAUUAGUAAAUUUGGAUCACAUGUUGUACCAAUCUUGACCUCUACUAUUAUCGAAUGCCAUCGAUCUGGAUUAAAAAAUUCUGCAUUCGGCUAUGCGGCUAUGCUGGUUCGCCCAGAAUAUCGUAAUAAAAUAGAUUUAAAGUAUAAAAAGAAAAUAGAACAAAUCGUCAGAAAACCAGAUAAGUCUGAAGUAGAAGAAACUCAACAACCCUGUCCUUUCUGCAAAUAUGAGCUACCUCAAACACAACUUGAUUGUCCUGACUGUAAAAAUACUAUCCCAUAUUGCAUAGUUACGGGACGCCAUAUGACUGUCGAUGAAUGGACUAAUUGUCCAAAGUGUAAUUUUCCUGCUCUAUAUGAAGAUUUUAAAUCAAUUAUUGAGGAUGAGAUUCCAUGUCCGAUGUGUUCAGAAACUUUUAACGCUUCCGAAAUAACCAAAGUGUCUGAUAUUACGCCAUUUCUACACCCCGACGGAGAAGAUUAG
Molecule: messenger RNA, 4035 nt
Organism: Trichoplax adhaerens
Lineage: Eukaryota; Metazoa; Placozoa; Uniplacotomia; Trichoplacea; Trichoplacidae
Exons: 48
Biological process (GO): cilium assembly; intraciliary retrograde transport
Cellular component (GO): cilium; intraciliary transport particle A
Molecular function (GO): protein binding
Source: RefSeq, a predicted model, not a curated record